Messenger RNA from Schizophyllum commune H4-8, 1042 nucleotides. Its product is annotated as Phosphoadenosine phosphosulfate reductase CysH-type. Lineage: Eukaryota; Fungi; Basidiomycota; Agaricomycetes; Agaricales; Schizophyllaceae. Gene Ontology annotation, cellular component: cytoplasm. The record is from RefSeq and is a predicted model, not a curated record. The transcript is spliced from 3 exons. Gene Ontology annotation, molecular function: phosphoadenylyl-sulfate reductase (thioredoxin) activity. Bases 123 to 956 code for a protein of 277 amino acids.
UCGCGAUCUCCUCGACCAGAACCAGUGAGAACAGCCCGCACGACGUCGUGACAAAUGGCUUUUAAGGACCCGCAUCUUGCUCUUUACCACCAACAUCUCCCUUUGCGUCCCUCAGCACCGUAAUGGCUGCCCCUGCACCCCCGACUGCUGGCCCCGCUGCAGACCUCAUCCCCGUGUUCAACGAGAAGCUGUCCCCCGAGCUCCCGGAGGACAUUCUCAGGUGGGGGAUCAAGAACCUGCCGGGCCUCUUCCAGACGACAGCCUUCGGGCUCACUGGUCUAUGCACGAUCGACAUGCUCUCGAAACUCACAGAUACUCCCCCUCAUCUCAUCUUCAUCGACACGCUAUACCACUUCAAGGAGACGUAUGAGCUCGUGGAGGAGGUGAAGAAGCGGUACAACAUCCCGAUCCAUAUCUACAAGCCGGAAGGCUGCGAGACGGUCGAGGAGUUCGAGAAGAAGUAUGGUGAGAAGCUCUGGGAGACGAACGAAGAAUUGUAUGACUUCCUGGUGAAGGUUGAGCCCGCACGGCGAGCGUACGAGGAGCUCGGCGUCAAGUCUGUCAUCACUGGCCGGAGACAGUCCCAGGGCGCCGAUCGCGCAUCGCUGCAGCCCCUCGAGAUCGACGAGACGGGACUGUACAAGCUGAACCCCCUCUUCGCCUGGAACUUCUACCUCGUUGAAUGGUACAUCAAGGAGAACAACGUGCCGUACAACAAGCUCCUCGAUCAGGGCUACCGCUCCGUCGGCGACUGGCACUCGACGCAGAAGACGGCGGACGGCCAGAGCGAGCGCGCCGGCCGCUGGGCAGGCAAGGAGAAGACGGAGUGUGGCCUGCACAAGGAUUACUUCACCAUGAAGGCGCAGGCGAAGAAAGCGUUGGAGGACAAGGCCGCAAAGGACGCCACCGCAGCCGCGCCCGCCUCAGCAGCCACCGAGAUCGCCAGCACCGCAUAAUGAUAUAGAGAUAGCUGCGUGUACGAGUAUACUAUUUGGAAAUCUGUUGUACUGUUCAUAGGGUCGUAUGUAUUGGUGGGAACCCG